This is a messenger RNA of Sclerotinia sclerotiorum 1980 UF-70, 708 nucleotides long. RefSeq lists its product with no specific name. Bases 1 to 708 code for a protein of 235 amino acids. NCBI's taxonomy places the organism in Eukaryota, Fungi, Ascomycota, Leotiomycetes, Helotiales, Sclerotiniaceae. The record is from RefSeq and is a predicted model, not a curated record. The transcript is spliced from 2 exons.
AUGCCCUUUUCCUUCAAAACUCUCCUAGAAAUGCACCGACUUCUCAAUCUCACAGGGUCGAAUUCGCAAGGAGCCCAAUACAGACGCUUCAAAGAAAUCGUUGCCGAAGUAGAGAGAGAAAGGCCCCAAAAAUGCAGAGAUAAGCAUCUAUACUGGAUAAGUAGAAUCAUCACCAAAUCAUGCACAAACAUGGAAGAAGCCGAAGAAAAAGACAAAAAGGCAGCAGAAGAAUCAGAUAAAAUAUUAGAAAGACUCCUAAGACGAAAUCGAUAUAAAAGCGAACGAGACGAAAAGAAAUAUCGCAUCAGAGAUAAGAAUCUGGAAAAUCCUUAUGCGCCGGGAAGAAGAGAUGAUGAGGAGAGUAUCGUUACUGACAGUGAUUUUGCGGGGAAUUAUAGGGUUAGGAAUGAGCUGGAUGAUGAGCUGGAUGAUGAGCCGCCUGUGGAGAAAAAACCUAGAGUGAGUCUUCGUCAUCGUGAGUAUGUGCGUGCUGGGAGUGUGAGGAGUGAUGAUUCUUAUAGUGAGUGCUCGGACUCGUCGAUGAGUUCUGCGUGUGCACCGUACAGGAAAUAUUAUGGCCAUGGUCAUGGUUAUGCGCAUCAUUCUCGUUCACUUCAUUAUUCGAGUGAUGCUAGUAGUGAUACGGGGAAGUCUCCCAGUGCUUAUAGCGAUCGUCCGCCGCAUUCUGCGGGGUUUCGGUAUGGAUAG